AUGAAGACUGAUACAGACGUUGAUACUGUGCUAGUAGAGUGCGUAGAGUCCUUGGAGACGUAUCUUGACGAACACAAUGUCUUGUGCACAAAGCUCAAGCAGGGAUUUUUCAUGCUGAUAAAAGCGAAAAUGCGACUGCCGGAACACGCACUGAGUGAGGUCUCGUAUCAUGAAACGUUUGAGGCGUCUCGUGUAGUGACGUUGGAUUCUGAUGGGAACUGGCGACUACAAAAUGCGUCGGAAGCUGAAGUAUUGAAUGUGAACAAGAAGAGCGGAGACGCGAUGCUGCACCAUCGAAGAGCAGGAACGAGGUAUGAGGAUGAAGAUCCUGUCCACAGCAAGAUUGGACUGGAAUCAGACACACUGCUUUGGUUCAGUGCAUUGCCGCCAAGUGACCUUCGUCAAGCACAGAAGCAGUUCUUGAAUGGACUACAGGCAGUGCUGGUGGCAGCGUCGGCGGCACAAAAGGUUCAGAAAGCUGUUAUAUGA
This is a messenger RNA of Peronospora farinosa, 489 nucleotides long. The record is from the annotation of a GenBank genome assembly. Lineage: Eukaryota; Oomycota; Peronosporomycetes; Peronosporales; Peronosporaceae.